AAACAAAAUGGCCAGAUUAGUUAACUCCAUUUUCUUUACCUUCUUGUACAUAAGUUUCAUAUACACACUUUCACCUUAUGUCAAUGCAACAACUUCACAAUCUGAUAUUCAAGUUCUAGUAGCCAUCAAGACGUCGAUAGACCCUUUUUCAAUAACCCCGGAUUCCUUCCUUAGUAGUUGGGAUUUCAACUUAGACCCUUGUGAGACAACUGGUGCAAGUUUCUUAGGCAUUCUUUGCACAGUUCCUGAUCAGGUAGACACUAAUGCCACGAGCCGGAUAAUUGAGAUUGAUCUAGAAGGUGAUGGACUAGAGGGGUUCUUGACAUCGUCUAUCGGGAACUUAACAGAACUUGUUACUCUCAAUCUAGGUAGGAACAAGUUCAGAGGACCAGUGCCAGAGAGUAUUACUAAUUUGAGGAAACUCACAAGUCUUCAACUUUAUGAGAAUUUUUUCUCAGGUAGUCUUGUUGAUGACAUUGGUGUCCUUACAAAACUUGAAACUCUUGAUGUCUCGAAUAACAGGCUAUCUGGCUCAAUCCCUUCCUCGAUUACAUCACUUAGAAGUUUAACGCGAUUAGACCUGUCUAACAAUGAAUUCACUGGAAAAAUUCCUCAACUCAACGGAUUAUGGCAACUCUCUUCAUUUGACAUUUCAAAUAACCAAAUUUAUGGGAAUUUACCACAAUUCCCAUUGAAGAUCAAAACACUAUCACUAAGCCACAACUUGUUAUCAGGACACAUUACCCCAGUGCAUAAACUUAGACAUUUAAGCACAUUAGACCUUAGUGAUAACAGAUUUUCAGGAGGAAUAAACAAAGGGAUCUUCAUGUUACCUGAAUUAAGUCACGUAAACGUUUCAGUAAACCGUUUCACAGUGUUUGAGGUGGUAGAAUUCUCUGAUAAAAAAUCACAGCUACACACGUUAGACGUACAUGCUAAUCGUCUACAUGGUCAUUUGCCUGUGAACUUGGUUACUUACCCAAACUUAACAGAAAUAAACCUUGGACAUAACCUGUUUUCGGGUGAGAUUCCAUCAGAGUAUUGGUCAAGACUCGGAUUUUCAUGGAGAAAUCUCAACUUGGAAUAUAAUAACCUAGAGGGAUCGGUGCCUCGAGAGCUCAACAGGACUUUAGAAGGGGUUCAGGGAAGUUUUGAACAUAACUGUCUCAUUUGUCCAAAGGGAUUGCAGCUAUGUCAUGGACAGAGGACAGCUUCAGAAUGUCAUGGAGGAGACCAUAAUUAGUUGAAAAAUUACAUUGCAUUUUUAUAUGUUUUCCUAGUUUCCAAUAUAGUUUAUAAGUUGCAGCCUGUUAUUUCAAUGAAUAAAAGAGUAGCAUCGAAAGCUCCUUAAAUUUGUCAGUAUAUAAUUUAUUUAGACACUCGAACUACAAUAUGUUCAUAUUGAGCACCUGAACACA
Solanum stenotomum is the source of this 1418-nucleotide messenger RNA. RefSeq names its product leucine-rich repeat receptor-like serine/threonine-protein kinase BAM1. Bases 8 to 1243 code for a protein of 411 amino acids. The transcript has a single exon. NCBI's taxonomy places the organism in Eukaryota, Viridiplantae, Streptophyta, Magnoliopsida, Solanales, Solanaceae. Gene Ontology annotation, molecular function: protein binding. The record is from RefSeq and is a predicted model, not a curated record.